Lethenteron reissneri (Far Eastern brook lamprey) is the source of this 1679-nucleotide messenger RNA. It is a transcript of the gene MGST3, whose product is annotated as microsomal glutathione S-transferase 3. The record is from RefSeq and is a predicted model, not a curated record. Gene Ontology annotation, cellular component: nuclear envelope; membrane; endoplasmic reticulum. Lineage: Eukaryota; Metazoa; Chordata; Hyperoartia; Petromyzontiformes; Petromyzontidae. Gene Ontology annotation, molecular function: glutathione peroxidase activity; glutathione transferase activity.
GAGGAGGGGGAGAAGGGCUUUUGUGACGCCCCCAGCUCGGGGGCGUCAUAAGAGCCCCGCCCCCAUGCUGGGGGUCACCUUGGGAGGCUUCCAGCGUUUGGCAGCAGCAGCAGCAUCAGCGGUGGACACGAUGGUUGUGCUGUCAAAGGAGUAUGGCUGUGUGGUGUUGACAGGUGUUGCCAGCACUUUGCUGGUGACUUACCUGGGCAUACGGGUUGGCAUGGCUCGUAGGAAGUAUAAAGUGCUGUACCCAGAAAUGUACAGCAAUGAUCCGGAACAUGGCCAUAUAUUCAACUGCAUUCAGCGUGCCCACCAAAAUACGCUGGAGGGCUACCCGGUCUUCCUAUUCCUCCUCAUGACGGGCGGCCUGCAGCAUCCACGGAUCUCCAGCGCUCUGGGUGGUGUGUGGAUCCUUGGCCGGUUCGUUUUUGCUCAUGGCUACUCCACAGGUGACCCGAGGAAGCGAAUGCGCGGGAUGUUCGGUAACUUGGGGCUGCUUGGCCUGCUUGGAACUUCGGUCUGCUUCGCGGUGCACCAGUUGGGCUGGGCACCGAUCCGCUAACUUAGGAACACCAUGUCAGCAUCAAACACUCCAACACUAAUUAUACCGCCAAGUAAUAAUUAAAGGUAUCAUGGAGAAUAAAAUGUAAAAUAAAUAAGCAAACAAGAUACCUCAUAUCUAUCCCUCCAUAUGAAAAAUACAAGUAUUUUUUACACAUCCCUUCAGCCACAGCGUUCUGGGAGUGCAUACUAUUAGUAGCAUUGUUUAAACAAAAGCAAACUGUUUUAGUUUUUACAUUCAACGUCCCAUUAGCAGUCAGGCUUGCUUGAUCCAAUGCUGGUGAACUGCCAGAUGCCAUAUGCAAGGAUCCUCUCGGUAUGGGUCAUAAUUCAUUGCAAAAAUAUAUAAUAGACAAUACAGAUUUAACACGUAGGCUUUCACGACCAACCCAAAAUCUUCUAUUAUGGAAGACAAUACAGAAUAAUAAUUAGCAUCUAAACAGCCACGUGACUGAUGCAUUGUGUAUGAGAGAGAGCUCUGAAGGAGGUGUAUUGUCUGCUUAUUUACAUUGGAUCACUGGUGUGGGAAAGAUAACUUGUAAAACAGCCAGGCUACGGAAGUAUGUUUGGCCGUUGGUACACUUCGUUUUAUAUUCAUCGUUGAUUUUGUGGGUUAAGCCACCACAUAAUGAUCUGAUAAAAUGUAUGUAAAGACCCUCCACCACCCAAUACGGCCAAAAAUGUUUAAUUGUCAUUGGCAAUUAUUAUUGUAGAGCUCAGAACAAUUCUCACUGGUGAUCUGUAACAAAAUUAUCAUAAUUAGCCAUUUCAAAUAACUGCAGUAUGUCUUGACUAUCACCAAAAAAUAAAUUCUACUUUUCUGACCUGACCAUAGCUUGAAGUAUAAAACCAAUUGCCAUUUCCUAUGAACUCAAUGUGUUUGUGGUUUAUGUCUUUUGAAUACGCAUUUGUACUGCGUGAGUUUGUGUUUCCUUUGCUUUAUAGAAAUAGGGUGGCUCGUUGCUAUUGUCACACCGAGUAUGGUAAUCACUUUGGGAGAGGACUUUAUGUGGCCAGUAUUUGAUUCCUUGUGCUGCUCUUAAAUGGGUUUGUGAUUGUAUUUACCUCUAACAGAAAUGUCAGCCAAUUUUUGGGAUGAAAUAAAAAAAUAGUUUGCA